Molecule: messenger RNA, 1455 nt
Organism: Coniosporium apollinis CBS 100218
Lineage: Eukaryota; Fungi; Ascomycota; Dothideomycetes
Exons: 3
Coding region: 1-1455 (484 amino acids)
Biological process (GO): dephosphorylation
Molecular function (GO): phosphatase activity
Source: RefSeq, a predicted model, not a curated record
AUGUUCUCAAACCUCGCCCUUCUUGCUGUGAGCACGACGAUUGGGGCUGCGCUGGGAGAGACUAUUCUGGGCGUGACUGUGUUUACGCGACACGGGGACAGAACCUCGAAGCACUUUCCGGGCUACAGUCUGACGAGCCUGGGGGCCCAGCAAAACUUCCAGGUGGGCCAGGACUAUCGUGGCAUCUACCUUGAUUCAGAUUCCCCCAAGCGGAUAUUGGGGGUAUCCGAGGACAAAUAUGUUUCAUCGCAGGUCUACGCGAGCGCGCCAGACCAGAAGAUACUACUCGACACAACGACCGCCUUCUUGCAAGGCCUCUAUCCACCGCUUGAGGAAGUCACCAGAUUGACACUCGCCAACGGCUCCGCUUACACCAACCCGCUAAACGGGUAUCAAUACGUCCAUAUCCGCAGCGAGCCCUCGACGUCCCCCAACAGCAUAUGGCUCAAGGGCGACGACAGCUGUCCAGCCUACACUCGCGCCUCCUCCUCCUUCAAAGCCAGCCCAGAAUUCCAGCAGCGAACCGAAGCCACGGCCCCCUUCUACGCACGCUUCUGGGACGCCCUCCGCAACGUCCACGACUACAACCCCGCCAACCUAACCUACGCAAACGCCUACGACAUCUACGACCUCCUCAACACCGCCUCGAUCCAAAACGCCUCAUCCGCCCCCGCCAACCACGCCAUCAGCCACGACAUCAGUGCGCCUGACCUCGCUCGCCUCCGCACCCUCGCCGACAGCGCCGAGUUUGCCGCCAACUACGGCCGGGAUGAGCCGAUGCGCGCGAUCGGCGGCGCGACGCUCGCUGGCGCGGUACUCGCACGGCUCAACGAGACGGUCGUGACGCAUGGAAGGCGGAAGUUCAGCCUCUUGGCGGGGAGCUACGACACUUUUCUGUCCUUCUUCGGGCUCGCCGAGCUGACGGCUGCGAGUACGGACUUCUAUGGCUUGCCGGCUUAUGCGUCCACCAUGGCGUUCGAGAUCUUCACCGAGAAUAACGUGACAGUUUUCCCCGCGCUUGAGGACGUGAGCGUAAGGUUUUUGUUCAGGAACGGCUCGGACGUGGAGGAGCUGCGGGCGUUCCCGUUGUUCGGGAGGAGUGAGACGGCGCUGCCGUGGAGCGAGUUCGUCGCUGAAAUGGGGAAGCGAGCCGUCACGAGCGUGAAGGAGUGGUGCGAGGCCUGCGAGAGCACCGAGGGGUUCUGCAUGGUGUAUAGUGUUCCUACGACGAAGUGGAAUCCGGCUGCUUAUGCGGUCAGUGGAGUCAUCAGCGGCAUUGUUGUCGGCACAGCUGUAGUGCUUUUCAUCCUGGCAUAUAGGAAACUGGCGGAGAGAGCUAGGGCCCGCAAGGCCCGCAGGGCCAGGCAGGAUGACGUUCACCGUGCUGAGAUGGGGAUGCCGGAUAAGGGGGCUGUCAGUGAGAGGACUGAUAGUGUGGGCAGCGAGUCGGUGUAG